This is a messenger RNA of Aureococcus anophagefferens, 2499 nucleotides long. RefSeq names its product expressed protein. The record is from RefSeq and is a predicted model, not a curated record. Gene Ontology annotation, cellular component: U2-type post-mRNA release spliceosomal complex. Gene Ontology annotation, biological process: spliceosomal complex disassembly. Bases 1 to 2487 code for a protein of 828 amino acids. The transcript has a single exon. Gene Ontology annotation, molecular function: nucleic acid binding. Lineage: Eukaryota; Pelagophyceae; Pelagomonadales; Pelagomonadaceae.
AUGAGCUCCUCCGACGAGGACGAGGCCCGGCCGCGGCUCGGCCUCGGCGCGGCGAAGAAGCGCAAGGCCGACGCGUACCUGGGCGUCUUCGGCGACGACGACGACGAGGCGCCGCGCCGCGGCCUCGGCGGCAAGCGGCCGGCCAAGGGCGGCAACGACUCGAAGCCCAUGGCCUUCGUGAGCGCCGCCGCGCCCGCGCCGCCGCCGCCGCCGCCGCCGGCGCCGCCGGCCGCGCCGGCGUCGAACGCGGACUUUCGCGCGCAGUUCCUCGCGGAGCCCGCCGCGCCGGCGCCGGCGCCGCCGCGGCCCGCGUUCGGCGGCCGCAAGGCGGCGCAGCCCGAGUGGAUGAAGCACACCAAGGGCGUCGGCUUCAAGAUGCUCGAGAAGAUGGGCUUCACGGGCCGCCUCGGCAAGGAGGAGCAGGGCGUGAGUCGCCACGUGGAAGUCACGAAGCGGCCCGAGGGCAUGGGCCUGGGCUUCGCGGCGGCCCGGGGCUUCGUCGAGGAGGCCAAGCUCGGCGCGAACGUGCAGCUCCAGCGCGAGCUCGGCCACGCCGUGCCCGACGCGGCCGAGGAGCUCCUCGCCGAGGAGAAGGCCGACGAGCACCGCGCGAAGCGGCGGCGCCAGUUCCGCGACGCGGCGUCCAUGGCGACGGCCGUCGACAAGCUCGACGCCGCCGUCGCGCUCAACCGGUCGAGCGAGGCCGCGCGGCGCGCGGCCGCGCUGACCGCGGCGCAGGACGGCGCCGCGGCCGUGCCGCCCGAGUCGCGUUUGGCCGCGCGGCUCCGCGAGGAUCUCGACGCGCGGCUCAACGGCGAGGAGAGCUUCCUGCGCGACGCCGACGGUCGCAUCGACGCCGAGCGGGACCGGCGCGCGGGCCUCGACUUCGACGUGUCGACGGCGCGCGACGGCGCCGCGCGGCUGCGGCGGCGCGCGGACCGCCUCGCGGACUUCGACGCCGCGCUCGCGGCCGUCGAGGCCGCGGCGGGGAGCGGCGACGUCGCCGCGUUCAAGGCGGCGCUCGAGCGCGCGCGCGCGCGCUUCCCCGAGGAGUGGGCGCUCUGCGGCGUCGCGGCGGCGACGUACGACGCGGCCGCGCCGCUCGCGAGGGCGGCCUUCGCCGGCUGGCGGCCCCUCGAGGACCCGGGCCGCGCCGCCGAGGUCGUCGCGGCGCUGCGGCCCGAGGCGCUCUUCGACGCCUCCUACGACGUAGACGCGGCGGCGCCCGCGUGGCGGCUGCUGUUGGACCGCGUCGCGGGCGCGGCCGCGCGCGCGGCGCUCCAGCGGUCCUGGGCGCCGGGCGGCGAGCGAGACGGCGCGGCCCUGGCUUUGGUCGGGGCGCUCUUCCCGCGGGGCGGCGGCCGCGACGACGCGUUCGUGUCCGCGGUCUUGGCGCCGCGGCUGUUGAAGUUGCUCGAGGCGGAGAUCGCGCGCGCGCGCCGCGGCGGGGCGCCCGCGGGCCGGCCCUGCGCGCCCUGCGUCGCGCCCUGGCUCGCGCACCUCGACGGCGACGACCGGUCCGCGGCGUCGGACGCGGCCGCGCGGCUCCUGCGGCUCGAGAUGAGCCGCGCGGCGCGCGACGGCGGAGACGACGCCGCGGACGACGGCUUCGCCGACGACGACGCGCGGGGGCGGGCGGGCCUCCGCGCCGUCGCGCGCGCGGCGGCCAAGUGGAAGCCCCACGUCGACGCGCGCGACUGGGCGAAGAUCGCGUCGUCGAACCUCGCGCGCGCGGUGGCUGACGCCGCGCGCGGCGGGUGGGUCGUGGCGCCGCCGGGGCAGAUGGAGGCGCAGGACUGGCGGCCCGUCGACGCGCUGCGGGGCCUGGGGGCGUCCCUCGGCGCGCGCGACGGCGACCUGCGGGCCGUCGUGCUCGGGGAGAUCGCGCCCCGGUGGGUCUCCGCGCUCCGAAACUACCUCGUCUCGGACGACGCGGCGCCGGACCCGCUGGACGUCGCGGACUUUUACGUCCUCUGGCGGGACCGCUUCCUGGGCAACUCCAUCACGCAGCUCGAGGACGACGACGACGCGCCGCCGCCGCCGUCGGAGGGCGCGGCCGCGGCGUGCCGCGAGCUGCUCCGCUGCGGCCUGCAGAUGGUCGAGGUGUACCUCGCCGACGCCAAGGCCCUCCGGCGCCUGCCGGCGCCGCCCCUCGCGGCGCCGUCGUCCUUCGAGCGCGUCCAGCUCGCCGCGGCGGCCGCCGCGGCGCCCGCGGCCGCGCCCGCGCCCGCGCCCGCGGCGCCGGGCUGGCGCGCGGCCGUCGACGGCGCGGGCUUCGUCGUCUUCGCGGACGUCGUCGCGCGCUUCGCCGCGGAGCACGACGUCGUCUACCGGCCGAAGGUCGGCCGCUCCCACGACGGCAAGCAGCUCUACGCGUUCGGCAAGGCGACGAUGUACAUGGACCGCAGCGUCACCUUCGUCAAGAAGCCCGACACGGGCCUCUUCAAGCCCGUGCCCCUCGAGGAGCUCCUCGCGUUGGCGUCCUAAGUUUGACGGCUU